Messenger RNA from Pelobates cultripes (western spadefoot toad), 318 nucleotides. NCBI's taxonomy places the organism in Eukaryota, Metazoa, Chordata, Amphibia, Anura, Pelobatidae. The record is from the annotation of a GenBank genome assembly.
AUGGCGACACCAUUGCAAACCAUUAGCUUGACUAUCCCUACAUUCAAUCAUAAACCAUGGGUGGAGAAAGGCAUUACCCAUGUCCUCCACCUGUACCAAGGUGGACACCUCAAAACGUUCUCACAUCUCCAAGAGCAAUAUAAUCUACCCACCAGACUCCUAUUCCCAUACCUCCAGGUAAAAUUGCUGAUGGCGAACAACUUACCUCGGAAAACUACUGCCAAUCACACAAACCCCUGUCAAAAUGUUACCGUACACUUAUGCAAAGCCAACCACUACCACAUGCAACGUAAAAAGAAGCAUGGCACAGAGAACUAG